Molecule: messenger RNA, 2030 nt
Organism: Pyrus x bretschneideri (Chinese white pear)
Lineage: Eukaryota; Viridiplantae; Streptophyta; Magnoliopsida; Rosales; Rosaceae
Product: probable glycerol-3-phosphate dehydrogenase [NAD(+)] 1, cytosolic
Exons: 5
Coding region: 382-1779 (465 amino acids)
Biological process (GO): glycerol-3-phosphate catabolic process; carbohydrate metabolic process
Cellular component (GO): cytosol; glycerol-3-phosphate dehydrogenase (FAD) complex
Molecular function (GO): glycerol-3-phosphate dehydrogenase [NAD(P)+] activity; NAD binding
Source: RefSeq, a predicted model, not a curated record
GGGGUUGUUUAGAUUUUGGUGAAAACCCCACCAAGAAAAUCUAAAGUUUUUUUCCGAAUCGAUUUUGUUGUGGUGAUUUGUUGAUCUGAGCUGUGCAGUUGAGGGUGGUGUAAAUCUAUGAUACAAAAUCAGAUGUGAGUUGUUUCAAACUUUGUAUGUUUGUUUGAAUUUAGGAAUUAGGAAGUUAGGUUUUGCAGCUUCAAAGAGCGAAGAGAUCUUCUUGCGAUUGAUCGUUGUCAGUUUGAUCGUGAUUUCGCUUCUCAGUGAGUAUAAUAUUGGAAACGUUUGUAGUGUCUGUGAGCAUUUGUUGUUGUAAUUGGCUGUGCAUAUCUUAAGUUGCUUGGAGACGAGUUUAAUUGGACGAAGAAAAAGAAGAAGAAAAUGGUUGGGAGUACUGAUGGAGUGACCGAUAAGGUCUACUCAAAUGGGUUGCUUCACCAAUCAAGUGAUUCUGUUGAGCAGAAGCUUGAUGAUCUUCGGCGUUUAAUGGGCAAAGCAGAAGGUGAUCCACUUAGGAUAGUUGGUGUAGGUGCAGGUGCUUGGGGAAGUGUCUUUGUUGCUAUGUUGCAAGAUAGUUAUGGUCAUUUAAGAGAUAAGGUCCUAAUAAGAAUAUGGAGAAGACCAGGAAGAUCGGUUGAUAGAGCAACAGCAGAACAUUUAUUUGAAGUGAUCAAUUCAAGGGAGGAUGUGCUGAGGAGACUGAUUAGGCGGUGUGCGUAUUUAAAAUAUGUUGAGGCAAGAUUAGGUGAUCGGACGCUUUUUGCAGAUGAGUUACUCAAAGAUGGGUUUUGUGUGAAUAUGAUUGAUACCCCUCUUUGCCCUAUGAAGGUUGUCACAAAUUUGCAGGAGGCUGUUUGGGAUGCUGAUAUUGUGGUGAAUGGGCUGCCAUCAACAGAAACUCGUGUGGUCUUUGAAGAAAUUAGUAGGUACUGGAAAGAGAGAGUAACAAUGCCAGUCAUUAUCUCUCUUUCAAAAGGUGUUGAGGCUGAAUUGGAGCCUGAACCACGCAUAAUUACGCCCACUCAAAUUAUCAAUCGAGCAACUGGUGUUCCCAAUGAGAACAUUCUCUACCUUGGAGGACCCAAUAUUGCCUCUGAGAUUUACAACAACGAAUAUGCCAAUGCUCGGAUAUGCGGAGCUGACAAGUGGAGAAAGCCCUUGGCUAAGUUUUUAAGGCAACCCCACUUUAUAGUAUGGGACAAUGGGGACCUUGUUACUCAUGAAGUUAUGGGUGGCUUAAAGAACGUCUAUGCCAUUGGAGCUGGAAUGGUAGCAGCAUUAACCAAUGAGAGCGCCACAAGCAAAUCAGUAUACUUCGCACAUUGUACAUCAGAGAUGAUUUUUAUCACUCAUCUGUUGGCAGAAGAACCAGAGAAGCUGGCAGGGCCUUUGUUGGCUGACACGUAUGUUACCCUGUUGAAAGGUCGCAAUGCAUGGUAUGGACAAAAGCUGGCGAAAGGGGAGUUAAACCUUGAAAUGGGUGAUAGCAUAAAGGGCAAGGGUAUGAUUCAGGGGGUCUCUGCUGUGAAAGCAUUUUUUGAGCUGCUAAGUCAGCCCUCCUUAAGUAUCCUGCAUCCCGAUGAGAAGAAGCCCGUUGCUCCCGUUGAGCUUUGCCCUAUCUUGAAGAUGCUAUAUAGAAUACUCAUAACUAGGGAGUUUCCGUCGCAGGCUAUUCUUCAAGCGUUGCGGGACGAGACCAUGAACGAUCCUCGGGACCGUAUUGCAAUCGCACAAACCCAUGCAUUUUACAGGCCAUCCCUUCUUGGUCAGGGGCUUUGAUGUGGAACCUCUCUCUUUUGCAUGUAAUUUUAUCAGUUCUAAACUAUGUCGUAAGAAGCACUGUUGUCGUAGUUUCGUAUAGCAUUCUGCCGGGGGAUAAUGUAUCGGGAGAACGCUUGGUUAUCGGAUUGUUUUUCCGAUGGUGAAUUUUUUGGUGAGAUUGCAUAACAUUAGUUUUAUGGCUAUUGCUUGUAAAUCAUACCCAAAAUGUCACAGUAGCUUACAUGGUUAAGAGUUUUUAUUUGUUUGAA